This is a messenger RNA of Astrephomene gubernaculifera, 4021 nucleotides long. The record is from the annotation of a GenBank genome assembly. NCBI's taxonomy places the organism in Eukaryota, Viridiplantae, Chlorophyta, Chlorophyceae, Chlamydomonadales, Astrephomenaceae.
GGCGUCGGAGGUAGCGGGAGGAAUGAUGACGGAGGCGGAGCAUGAGCUGUUGCACCAGCAGCUGCUGCAGCUGCAGUUGCAGAUGCCGCAGCACUUGCAGGUACAGCUGUUCGGGCUCCCGCAGCCGGACUCCCCAACGGCCUCUUCAAGACCGGCUGAGGGUGUUCGGGGUGGCAGCGGGGGUGAAGUUGGGGGUGGCUUGCAGACGCGGGGGAGCCUGCGCCGGGGCCCCAGCAUGGAGCUCCCUCCCGAGCUGGAGCAGGAACAGCCGCAGCCACCAAAGAUAACCUCCCCAACAACAAGGGCCGCGGGUGUCACCGCCGGUGCUGCGCAGGCAGCACUCGACCCCGCCGCCGCCGCAGCAGCAGCCCCAGCUGGCAGCAGCAACACCAGUAGCAGCAGCAGCGGUGGUGGUGGUGGUGUCCGCUGCGGCGCCCUGCCCGACCUGGGGCUGCGAGGUCACUCCGCGUCCUCGCUGGACCGCAUGCGGCUGGCGGGUGACGGCGGCUGCGGCGGUGGCAGCGGCGUAGCGGCGGCGGGUGGGGGCUCUGCACUGGGAGCCCAUGUGGGUAUCGUCGUAGGCGGGCCUGAGCGGGGCGACCAACCGGAGCCAUCCGGCUCCAUGCUUCCAGACUUCUCCUCCUGUCGGGCCGCAAUCAAGGCGGAUAGCGGGGGCGAGCAGGAGGUUCCGCCGCUGCCGGUGUUGUCCCUGCCGGUGGUGCCGCGACCCGAGCUUGACAGCGCGGAGCAGCCAUGCACGCCGGACAAGGGGACGGCGGCGCCUUUUGGGGCUGCGAGCCCCAUUGCGGCUGCUGCUGGGGGGCCGGGCGGUGCGGCUGCUGCUGGGGCUGCUGUGGGCCCUACGACGCCGGCGGUCGCAGCAGCAACAUCAGCAGCAGCUGGGGUGCAUGGUGGUGCUGGAGGAGGCGGCGGGGGUUGCGGGUGUUGUGGCGGCGGGAACGGGCAUCACCGCGGGGCGGAGAAGGGUCCCAAGUGGAUCUAUGUGGUGGAUCCGGAGCUGCGGCUGUUCGUACAUCCCAAGGUCCGCGGCCGCUUCCACCACUCGAGCUUCCUCCGCGGGGGUGCCGUGGUCGCAGCCGGGGGCCUGGCCGCGCGGCACGGCCAGCUGCGGCUGCUCACCGCGGACAGCGGGCACUACUGGCCGCGCGAGGAAAACUUCCGGUGGCUGUGCGAGCACCUGGUGAGUGUGGGCGCGGACCUGAGCGCCUGCGAGCUGCGCAGCAAGCACAUGCGGGUGCCCGCGGCCACCGGGAGGGAGCUCAUGGAGCGGUUGGGGGUGCCGCCGCCCGCAUGGCAGCUGCAGUACCUGCCGCCGCCGCCGCCGCCGCCGCUGGCGCCGCUAGAGUGUGGGAUGGAGGGUAUGGUGGAGGUGGCGGGUGCGGCUGGGGAUGCCGGGGGUGGGUGCUGUUUCACGCAGCGGUAGAGCGGAGGAGAGCACAGCUGUUGCUGCUGGUGGGCGAGUGGUGGUGCGCAUGUGAUGGCAAAGGUCGCAGAUGCGUUCCUUGCUGGGAACGCCUUUGUGGCAGAAUUGUGCGUUGCGGGGGCAAUUUUGGUGCGAUGUUCAACUGGGGAGGGGGCUGAUGAGUUCCCUGGGGGGGGGUCUUUCGUGUUACAUGCGCGGUUGUUGUUGUUGUGCAGCUGCUGGUGGUGGUGGCGGGUUGUGGGGGAUUGGGAUUUGAAGCUGCUGAAAUGUGGUGUUUUGGGUGCUGUGGGAAACAGUGGUUAAGGCGGCCACCUCCCUAGGGUUGGGUUCCUCAGGGGCGCGCCUGCCAGGCCUUUGGUACUCACUUAGUGGGGCUGUAUCGCCUGUAUGGUUACGGUAUGGAAUGCAUUUGCUGGGUUUAUAAUGGUGGUUAAAGAGUUUGUUGCAAUGGGGUGCGGUUGUUGCUCAUGCUGCUCGGGUGCAUGGACUGCUGUGCUGGUGAGAGCACGGUGUAGCCCGCGGCAACGCAGGCAAAGGCUGUGGCGGCUAGGGCUUGGGCCUGGCAAGUGGCUCUGGCAAAUGGCAACCCUUAUGGCAGCCCUUGGGAGGCUGAGCAGGGAGGAACUGGGAAACAAUGAUGCUAUGCUUCCGUCGGAACACGCAAAGGGUCACGGCUGGUGGCGCGACUGGUAGGUUUCUUGGACCGUCUUGGACAAGUGUUGGCGGUGCAAGGCGGAGGUGCGGGUUGGAUUUGACGGGGGCGUGGUGAAAGGGGUUAUAGAAUUGCGACGAGACCCUUCACCUUGGCUUAUUCAAUGGGAAACGCUGCUGCUGCUGCGGCGGUUGUGUUUUUGCGGGUCUUGAAUUGCACCAAUAGCGGGCGCAGUUUCGCAGAGUGGCAGGAAGCGGGGCGGGGGUGGAGGCCGCCGCGUGCUGGCGUUACUGUGUGCGACAUUUCGCCACUGCGCCCCUGUUUCCACUGGCAGCGCUUUACCCGGUGCCAUCAAGGAUCUGUAGCUGUACUUGGUCCAGAGGCCACAGCUGCUGCUGCUUCUCUUGCUGCUGCUAUUGCUGCUGCUUUAUUCUUUUGCGGGCACUUUGGAGUGAGAUGAGCUUGCGGGUGCACGAGGUGUGUCUUGAGGGGGAGUGAGAGGGGCGAGCCUUUGUGUUCAUUACUGGUAGGGAGGAGGGCGGCCUCAUGGAGUCCCUCUAGCCUUGGACCGGUACCCUAGCAGUGAGGGCUUGGAGAAGGGGAUUAACAGCAGGUAGGCGAUGCCCAAAACUGCGAGUAGGGUAGAGGUGUGUUAGGAAUAUCCGGUCCUGGUGAGUAGCGUCGUGUAUGUGGAUGCAAAGAUAGCGUCGGAUUCGCUGUGGCGCCGCCGUGGCUGGGGGGUUGGUGGAAGAGGGCUUGCGAACUCGUUACGCCCCUGUCAGCAGCAGCAGUGGGGUACAAGAUGUGAGAGGGUGUCCUCCUUACUGAGGUGGACUCACUGGGGUGGCGGUGGGCGGACACAAGGUGGUGACACUUAAGGCGGGCCGCCGAGGGACGUUGCGAUGCAACACGGCAUGGCAACGACGGUGGUGGGUAUUUCGUGUCAUGGAGCUUAGGGAUGAUGUGUGUCUGGUUGCGCGACUCGUGUCUGAUAGCGGGUUGUCAUGGCGGGGUGGGGACUGGGUGUUAAAUAACUGGCCGCGAGUCGGAACGUACUGUGGUUGCCGGAAGAUGAAGUCCGGGGACUGUGUGUACGCGUGUGUUAAGAAAACUGGCCGCGUGUCGGUGUUGUUAAGAAAACUGGCCGCGAGUCUGUGUGUGUGUGUGACGACUAAGGUAGCCAUGAUAGAGCGGAUAACGCUAUAGUCGCUUCUGACUUUUGUACUCUCAGCUUUUACUGCUGCCCUAACACAUUUAACUGGAAAGGGGCGCAGAAGGGAGUUUCCUGUCUCCCUCGGACAGUCCCUGCAUAGGGUGUGUGCUGUGAAGGUCUGGGAAAUGCUCGGUUUGACCGCAUAGGUAUUCCCACGUACGGGCUGAUGCCUGUCCGGUGAAGUGCUUACGGAUCUGGGCGAGUACAGGAGGAGUUUGGGUGCGAGGUAGCGGGGGCAUGGGACAGCGGCAUGGGUUACUAGGAGGUAUGUUCGUGCGGUGUUGGCUGGCUGGAGGUGAAAUGGUGAUGACGAGGUAUUGACUAGGUGGUGUGCUCGCCUUGACUGUUUAGGGCGCUAGUUUUAUAACUGAAGGUCUUAUUACUGUGUCAGUUACAAUGUCGAAGCAGCGGGAGCCCGCAUAGCUGUGUCAUGGGCCUCGUCUGCAUUGUACCGCGUAAUGUGUCUGUUAGACUCUGUGGCUUAGGACGGAUAACAUGACGGAAAGAAUUGUGCUGCGGUUGCAGUGCACGCAAGCAAAUCAACGACGUAAAAGACGGGAAAGCAAAAGACAAGAAGGCACGCUGCGAUGCUGGGAAGCGUUUGGGUGUGUAAUUGAGCAGAAACAAGAGCAAGCAGUUGGGAUAGGUUCGCAUGUGAACCGCAAGUACAGGCAAAACAGUUUGGGUGUGUGUUGGAACAUGGAGGGCUGGG